Molecule: messenger RNA, 240 nt
Organism: Cooperia oncophora
Lineage: Eukaryota; Metazoa; Nematoda; Chromadorea; Rhabditida; Trichostrongylidae
Source: the annotation of a GenBank genome assembly
AUGCGGAUCAAAUCAAAUAAGCACCAGAAGAGAAACAUUCUGCAGGUCCAUCCAAAUGUCAUAUGCAAGGGUCGGCGAUCGUUCAACAGGCGCGUCAGAUGUAACUGGUCAUCCGGAAUCAGCUGGGCUAAAGCGAUGUUUCUGUCAGUAACGCUCGGACUGGGCAUCUGGACCAUCGUCGAUGUUGUUCUGAUAGCCACAGGAUAUAUUCGUCCCGCUGAUGGGUCAUUAUACAUUUAG